CUCGAGUAAGUCUGUGUUAUGUUAUUGGACUUGUUGAUAUAUUAUGACGGGGUCCCGAGUGGCUCAGAUGAGUUUCAAAUCACUUUCGUUGCAUAGUGCAUUGCUAAAGGCUGUUGGUUCUGGUGUGAUAGCACAUGCGGCUGGAAUUGCGCAGGUACGAUGGUCGCAGAAGCGACAAAGGAGUCGUAGAUGCAGUGCGAGAGGCGUGGGAACGAAUUUAAGCGUAGGAGCACAAAUUGGACUCGCACCUGCGUGUGCACAACAGUGGAGUUUUUACCGCAGGUGCGAAGGCAGACCUCCAGUGCUUCCUCGCAGAAGCGUGUUUUGGUUGCAAAUGCGACGCCGCAGAAGCGGCUGAUGUGCCACAUGUGCGAAAGUGCUGGGCAGAAUGAUAAAUACAAGGGUUCGCGAUUUUGGCUUCAUUUUUACACUUCCAAGCUCGGAUUGAUGCGAUUCUUGGCGCAAUUUUCAUCUUGUGGACUGGGUUCUGGGCCGUUCGGAGGUCGUAACGUGCGGGAUGGCAUCUUUGGAGUAUCGUUUGACUUGCUUGACAUUGGUAUUGGCUUGUUCGAGAUACUGACUGCUAAUGUUUCUAUGUUCGAUGGGAGAUGGAUUUGAAGAUGUAUCUACGUCUUAGUUGUAGCUGUCUCUUGUUCAUGGUAGCCUUAGAUCUAUAAAACUCUGUUAAUGUCUUUUUCAAACAGACAAUGUAUUUACUUCAUUUUCGCUUUGUAAACUCUAUUCUUAAAAGCUCAUGAUUCGUACUACCA
Nicotiana tabacum (common tobacco) is the source of this 770-nucleotide messenger RNA. The record is from RefSeq and is a predicted model, not a curated record. Lineage: Eukaryota; Viridiplantae; Streptophyta; Magnoliopsida; Solanales; Solanaceae.